Aplosporella prunicola CBS 121167 is the source of this 839-nucleotide messenger RNA. RefSeq lists its product as uncharacterized. Lineage: Eukaryota; Fungi; Ascomycota; Dothideomycetes; Botryosphaeriales; Aplosporellaceae. The transcript has a single exon. The record is from RefSeq and is a predicted model, not a curated record. The coding region runs from base 198 to 755 and encodes 185 amino acids.
GAAAUCCGAGUGCUUUUAUAUACCACGCCCACCAGUUCUUAACACAGUCAUGCCCUUCUAGCGAGAAGCCUCCUACGACGACCGCCGCGCCCGUGCUGCUGCUAAGCCCGCCGUCAACCACUCCCUCGGGAGAGCCGUAACACUGCUCUCCCCCCGAACGGGCAAAGGAGCAGCACCCGUGCACCGAUCGGGCGGGCAUGUGCCGGCGUGAGUGUAUGCAGACGCUCAUGUCCGGCGUAGCGCGGGGGGUGUGCGUGGGUGUUGUGUUAAGAUGCGGGCUGCUGCUGCAAACGCAGGCCCGCCGCCGCGCGCGCCUUUCACGGGAUGCGCGGGCGGUGGUGACUGCGGGCGGGGUUUGGGGUCUGUUAAGCCUGCGGUGCUUGCCGCCGGCCUGCCCGUCUGCCUGCCUGCCUGCCUGCCUGUUUGCCAUACGGAGCGUGUACCUAACGUGGCUUACGCGAGGUGAAUGGAGAUUGGAGGCUUCGGGUGAGCUCUGCUGCUGCCAUGGUCGGCUUGAGCCAGAGCCAGUCUCUUAUUCUGCCUCUUUCUUUUGCGAUUUACGAGACACGCGUACGUGUGUACACACAGCUAAGCCAGCAGGAGCACGAGCAGGAGCACGAGUACGAGACGAGGCGCAAGGAAAAGGGCAAGGAGGACAGGAUACAACGAGACGACACGAUACGAGACAGCCAAAGAGGCAAUGCAUUGCGCAGGCAGGCGGGCGACAUAGUACGCUUCGCGACGAGUAUCUGUAAGAAGCGGAACAAGCCCGUCUGUAUGUCUGUCUGUCCGUCUACCUCACAGUCCAGAGCAGAGGCAGACCUUAUAUGCCCUCCCCC